AGAGCUCUACUGGGCAACGGGAUACUGGAGGCGUUGGAGGGAGAGGAGGACGAGGGGGAGGACGAGGAGGGCGAUGAAGAGGAACUGGACGAGGAUAUGGAAGAUGACGAAGAAGAUGAUGAAGAUGAGGAUGGGAGAGAGGCGGAUGACGAGUAUGACCCCAUUGCACCCAGAGGGCCUCUAGAAAACAACAAUUACGGCGAAGUCUGGCUGCCUGUCCAGUCCCGCCCGCGUCGCAACCGCAAGAACCACGCAACCCGUCGGCUCGUGCAGGAAAGCCUCGUGAAGCCUUCCAGUCUGAUAUAUCCGCUGUUCGUACACGACGAGGAGAGGAGUGUGCCGAUUCCAUCUCUCCCUGGCCAGCGCCGGCUGAGCCCUGCCGAUCUCCUCAAGGAGGUAGAUGAAGCUCGCCGUUACGGUGUCAACGCUUUCAUGCUCUUUCCAAAGGUGGACGACGACCUCAAGAGCCCGCUGGCGGAAGAGAGCUACAACCCGGACGGGUUGAUGCCCCGUGUCAUUAUGGCAGUGAAGGAUGCUUUCCCGGAUGCCUUAGUUUUGGCCGAUGUGGCGCUGGAUCCUUACAGCACCUCGGGGCAAGACGGAGUGGUGGAUGAGGAGACGGGGGCUGUUCUAAACGACAUGACUGUCUAUCAGAUCUGCAAGCAGUCGGUCAACCUAGCGCGGGCUGGGGCGGAUAUGGUUUGUCCCAGCGAGAUGAUGGAUGGACGUGUUACAGCCAUCCGUGAGGCGCUCGACAUGGAGGGAUGUGUGGAUACUUCGAUCUUAUCCUACGCUUGCAAAUACGCCUCCUCCCUGUACGGGCCAUUUAGAGACGCCUUGGGUUCACAUGUGAAAGGCGGUGGCGACAAGAAGACUUACCAGAUGGACUUCUCGAAUGCCCGAGAAGCGGAGCGCGAGGCAGACUUGGAUGUUCAAGAGGGGGCUGACAUGUUAAUGGUGAAGCCAGGCACGCCUUACCUGGACGUCCUGCACCGUGUGCGGCAGAAGACGAAUGUGCCGCUCGCUGCUUAUCACGUGUCUGGAGAAUACGCGAUGAUCAAAGCAGCGGCGGAGAAGGGAUGGAUCGACGAGAAGUCUGUUGUGUUUGAGACUUUAAAGGGAUUCCGCAGGGCUGGAGCCGACUCUAUCGCGACGUACUACGCCAAAGAUGUUGCCAAGUGGAUGGCCGAUGAUUGUAGUGGGAAACUUGCCGUGACGAUUGGGGGCAGCAGCACUCGCGCACGGUGGGAAACUGUAAGUCUGUUUUGCGCGCAGGGUGUUCGAAUGCUGCCCGCCACUGCACCACGUUCCCGGCCACCUUCGCAGCUGCCUCCACCAGGAGGAGGCGCUCCUUUUAGUCGACACGUCUGUGCCUUGCGGCUCUCUGGAGGGCAGCGUGUGCACUCGAAGAUGCUUGCGUCGAGCGGUGCAAGCGCGGCUGCCGAAGGGGCAGGAGGAGCGGCACCUCUUCAAGAUGGCCCAGGGGGUGAACGGCGGAGUCUCCACGUGUCUUGUGCGCCGCUCCGGCUGCAUCCCUACUUGCAGCGAAAGGUCUUGGCUUCCGGGUUGGAGGUGUUUAUGCUGCCUCACGGCCACCCUGAAGGCAGUUUGGAAGUCCAUCUGGAAAUUCAUGCAGGCAGCACGGCAGAGGAGGACAGCGAGCGCGGCAUGGCACACCUGUGCGAGCACCUCAUUUUUAUGGGCAAUCGGAAGAGGGGAGAUGUCGUGGCUCUGCAAGGAGAGGCCAACGCCUUCACAGACUUCCACCACACUGUCUACUUUGUGAGCUGGAGAGGGGGCGAGAACGCUCAGGGGGCGGACGCGAGGGGCAAUGAACGGGAGACGAUGCUCACCGACAGUCAAGCGGGAAGCCGCCGCAAGCUGAAGGUUGCGCUGGAAUUAUUGCGAGAAGUCUUUACGGCGCCCACCCAGUUCACCCCAGAGCGACUCCUCAAAGAGAAGGCAGCAGUCCUCUCCGAGUCUUCCUUAGUCAAUACUAUUUUUUACAGGAAGGAACAGGCUCAACUGUCGAAGCUUCAUAGCGAUACGCUGCUGCCUUCCCGUUUCCCAAUCGGAGACAUGCGUCUGCUGCGUGGGUGGAACCUUGAUGAAGUGCACAAAUUCUUCGCGCGCUAUUACCGCCCAGAUAACGCGACGCUUUUUAUUGUAGGGGACGUGGCACCUCUGGGGGCCCUGCGUUCUGUAGACGAGGUCCUUGGAGUUGUUCGGGGAGACAAAGCCGCUGAAAAAAAAUGGCGCGCCACCAGAGACAAGUGGAGGCAGACCACAGUAAAGAACAGCUCGAUUUUUUUUCCUCCCUUGGCACAUGCGUGGGUCCGAGAUUUUAAAGGCAACGCUGCCAAAGCUGCAGGUGAAGCAGCAGCCGGCGCCACAGGCAAAGUGCAGAAAGAUGUGAAGAGCGAGACUUCUGGGGAAUCAGCAGUGCCUCUUAAGAACGUGUUGCGGUCUCGGCUGCAGAUCUGGCAGCACUCUCUCCUUCAAAAUUUUUCGCUGCUCUUUCUCCGCAAGCUGCCAAUUGUCCCCCUUCGCACCGCGGGCGAUUUCUUCCGUCUCCUCGCGCGCAAACUCGCCCUGCAAGCCCUCGCAAUGAGGCUGAAUGAGCGGUGCAGGCGGGAGGAUGACGCUUGGAUGCGCGUAGAAGUGGCAGACACCGAGUCCAUUAAGGAAGGUUGUCGCAUCGUUUCUGUCGAGGCAGAGGCAGAACAAGGCAGCUGGCGCGACGCUGUGAGGGUGGCUGUUGAGGAGGUGCGCCAGAUGGCGAAGCACGGCCUGACAAUGUCGGAGUUGAGGAGCCUCCUCGAUUCUUACCGGGCCAACUUGGAUCGCAUGCACAUGCAGCUGCUGUCGUCUGCCGACAUGCUGCGGCUGCUAAUGGAAAACUCCGCUUGCGGGCAUCGCAUAAUCCACCUGGAAGACGAGCGCGGCCUUGCGUUGAAGCUAGCGAUGGGCAAGUUAGAGGAAUCUUCAUCAGCGAAAAGUGCGAGUGCACUGGCAGCUUCCGACGAUGCUGCAGCGAAUCCAGAGGAUAUGAAACGGCUCUUGGACCUGGUGAAUGCGGAGGCGCGGUGCAUGCUGAGCUGGAUUGACGCGCGAAACUGCAGGAGCAAUGUGAAAAACGGCCCGGAUGCAAUCUGCACAUUCUUGGUACAGCCUGGCGGAACUCGGUGCAGCAGCCCUCCCAUGACGAAGCGGCUCCCCGGCACGCAGCUGAUUGGCCACGUCGAGGUGGAGCCGAGAGACGCAACGACGGGCUUUCUGGAGGCUGCUACCCUGCCUAAGCAUGCUGAAGAAGAGACAUCCCAGGAGGUUAACAGCACUACGUUCGCGAUAUCUGAGGAAUCGAUUCUCGAUGAACUUUGCAGUUCCAUGACGCGCGCCGUUCGGGCGCAACGAAAGGGAGUCGAGACUCCCAAGCUUUUGUUGACGGAUGCACAGUUGGCAUCGCUGCAACAGCGCGCGGCGCGGAGUCCCCCAAUUUCCAGGGAGCUGCAGGAGGCUGGGCCUAAUGCACGUACCGUGCAGCUUGGCAAUGGCGUCAAGGUGACAGUCAAGCCGCUACCCGAAGAACGCGGUUCCGUCUUGAUUCGUGUCUUGAUGCCGGGAGGUCGCCUGGGUGCAGUGAUGAAGAAUUCCAGAGGCGAUGCAUCAAGUGGCUCGCUUGAAUCACUGAAGCGACAGAGCGCUGCCAUGGUCCUCGGGGCACGUACAAUGAUGGAAGGAGGGGCUCUGGGGCCGUUUUCGCGUGAGCAGAUUGAGGGUUUUUGCCAUGAAAGGCUUAUUGGCGUCAACAUAGAGUGCCUCGACGAGUUCCUGGCAAUCGACAUCAGCGCCCCCGCUUUUGCCGCCCGCGAUGCAGACUCGAACCGAGCCGGAAGCCUCGAUAGGGCUUCUACUUUGGAAAGUGCCAUGCAGCUGCUGCACCUCAUAUUCACUAACUUUCGUUUCGAAGAGUCAGCCUUUCGCCGUGCGCAACAGCAGACCCUCAUGGACUACCAUGCGUACACCCGAGACUUGGUUGGGUAUUCUCUCGGAGAGCUAAUUGUGCAUAUGACUGGUCGAGAUCCACGCUUUGAGGCGCUGAAGCCGGCCGUUACGAGGGCUUUGGAUCUGCCCUUCGUGGAGCAGCAGAUCCGGUCUCACAUCGCGGAGGCCCUUUUGCGAGGAGAUAUUGAGGUGACAGUAGUGGGUGAUAUUGACGCCGCCCACAUUACGCAACUGGCAGCAAAGUACUUGGGGACUAUUGAGCCAAGCAAGACCGACAAAGAGAUGCGUCGUUUGCCUCGGCACUUGCCCGCUCCUCUUAGGUAUCCCAGAGAAAAGGCGCUACGGUCGCCGUACUUCCACCUGCAGGAGACGUCGGCUCCCAGUGCUGUGCAGGAAUGGGGCUCUCCGCAUGAAAUCACCGAGCCACUUUCUUCUGGCACUUGGACAAAAGCCUGGGGACGCCGGCUGCAUGCGUACGUCAGGGACAGCGAGACGCGCGCUGUUGUGCACAUUGGCGGUUUCGCGUGUAAUCGUUGGGGAAGAAACCCUGAUGGGUCCUGGAUCUGGGAGCACAUGGACGCUUUACAGCGGCAGGACGACUCUCUGGAGGCUGCCUACAGUGGGGCUUCAGGAGGCAGCAGGCAGCAAACUUCUCCUCCAGGUGGCAGUGCACAUAGGAGACACCCGGCCUUUCCUCGCGUAUGCUUGUGGAUACUGCAAGAACUGGUCACUAAGCGCCUCUUUUCUAUCCUCAGAGAAGAGCAGCGUUUAACCUACGAAGCUGCUUUUGAGGUCAUGUCGUUUGACAUCCUUUCGGGGGGGAUUUUCGUCAUCACGGUACAUACGCAGCCCGAGGAGGUGGAGCGCGUUCUAGCUGCAACCCAUGUGGCGCUGCAGGAGCUCAUUAGCAUUCGGCCACUCCUGCAGUCGCAGCUAGAAGGAGCAAAACAACAGGUCAUUGGCCGCCAUCUGCACGACCGCAAGUAUGCGCGGUACUGGUUGGACCUCCUUGGAGGCCUUCAAAUGCCCGAUAUCCCUCAAAAGACUGCCGCGUAUUUCAAAGAUUUCGAGCGAGUCGUUGAGAGCGUCACUCUUCAAGACAUCCAGCUGCUGCUGCGGUCCCUAGGCACGCGUCGUGAUAGCAUGUGGGAGGCCGUCGGGGUGUCUGGCCCCGUCCCUCCUGCGACUCUCUCUCGCCCACCCCAAAAGGUCUCGGAAGUUCCUAUACCUAGCAGUGGGCGCUCCAGCACGAGGCUAAGCGCAGCUUUCAGUGCCCUUUGA
Cyclospora cayetanensis is the source of this 5286-nucleotide messenger RNA. RefSeq names its product stromal processing peptidase, chloroplastic. The record is from RefSeq and is a predicted model, not a curated record. Gene Ontology annotation, biological process: heme biosynthetic process. Gene Ontology annotation, cellular component: cytosol. The transcript is spliced from 14 exons. Gene Ontology annotation, molecular function: zinc ion binding; porphobilinogen synthase activity. Bases 97 to 5286 code for a protein of 1729 amino acids. Lineage: Eukaryota; Apicomplexa; Conoidasida; Eucoccidiorida; Eimeriidae.